This is a messenger RNA of Aaosphaeria arxii CBS 175.79, 1775 nucleotides long. RefSeq names its product allantoate permease. The record is from RefSeq and is a predicted model, not a curated record. Gene Ontology annotation, molecular function: transmembrane transporter activity. The transcript is spliced from 4 exons. Bases 240 to 1775 code for a protein of 511 amino acids. Lineage: Eukaryota; Fungi; Ascomycota; Dothideomycetes; Pleosporales. Gene Ontology annotation, biological process: transmembrane transport. Gene Ontology annotation, cellular component: membrane.
AAUAUCGUUGUCUCCACAGGGCACGUUCUGGCUCCGCAUAAUUUACCCCGGACUUGUGGGCAGCCAAGAUGGUUAGGUUGUUUUGCCGUGCAUAGGGAGAACCGAUGACCUGGUUCUGCAUAUAUUUCAUCCCCCGUCGAUCACUUCGAAUCCCUCAUGCAUAUUCAAUAAGCAUCGUCUCAACUUCUUUUCUUUCGUUCUCCUCAUAGUAUUUUCAUCUCGAUCAUCGUCAACACAUCAUGACUGACAUCGAGAAGGCCCAUCAUGGCCAAACCGAGAUCACUCCUACUCCUGAGAUUGACUCAGAAACUGGCCACAAAUUGGAGACCGUCGAUACUGUCCAUCAGGAUGAGGCAAUGAAAGUGCUUACCGCCUAUCAUGGUGAAGAGACAUGGACACCACAGGAAGAGAAAAUCGUGCGGAGGAAGAUCGAUUGGAAGUUGCUGCCAGUUCUCUGCAUAACCUAUGGGUUGCAAUACUACGAUAAGGCUAUGCUUUCACAGGCGGCGCUGUUUGGUCUUCGCACUGAACUUCAUCUGACGACCGGAAACCGAUAUUCCUUCUCCGCCGCUAUCUUCUACCUAGGCUUUAUCGUCGGCGCGUAUCCGGCUAUGGUUCUCGCACAGAGAUUUCCCAUCGAAAGAGUAGCAUCAGCAAUUGUUGUUGUUUGGGGAAUCUGCCUUAUCCUUACGACGGUGUGCCAUAACUACCAGGCUCUGUAUGCCCAAAGAUUUUUCCUCGGACUCCUCGAAUCAGGUAUCAGUCCUAUGUUCAUGAUGAUUGUGGGAAGCUUUUACAAAAAGGAUGAACAGGCCUUGCGCAUGGGUGUUUGGUACUCAUGCACGGGCUAUGUCUCUAUCUUUUCCCCGUUGUUCAACUACGGACUUGGCCAAAUCAAGGGGCCUUUGAGAUCGUGGAAAUACAUGUACCUGUUCGCCGGCUCGAUCACCAUACUCUGGGGUGUCGCCCUCAACUGGGUGCUCCCCCCUGACCCCGUCCGGGCCAAGGGCUUCGACGAGCGCCAGCGCUAUAUCUCUGUUGCAAGACUCCGAUCAAACAAUUCUGGUGUGCGAAAUACUCAUCUCAAAGUCGAGCAAAUUGUCGAACUUCUCCUCGACCUUCGGUUCUGGCUGGUCUUCGCAUCUGCCUUCCUUAGCAUGAUUGCAAACGGUCCGAUCUCCACUUUCACUCCCCUCAUAAUCAACAGUUUCGGCUUCAGCACCCUCAAUUCACUCCUCCUCGUCAUGCCAUCGGGCGCCUAUGCUGGAACCCUCUUCCUCGUCGUACCUUAUCUAUGCUACAAGUUUCCCAACAUCCGCACGUGGUGCGUCCUUGGAUGCCAGCUGAUGACAACACUUGCUGCGUUGCUGCUUUGGAAACUACCGAUGAACGCUACGGGAGGGUUGCUGUUCGCCUGCUAUAUUCUGCCCUCUCUUGGAGGCGGCUAUGCAGUUCUUAUGGGUUUGCAAAUUGCCAACACCGCUGGAUAUACGAAGCGUUCGGUUGCUUCAUCAGGUAUCUACAUUGGCUACUGCUUGGGCAAUGUCGUUGGACCGCUCGUCUUCAAGCCGUCAGACGCCCCACGCUAUCCAGAAGGCUUCACUGUUGUAACCGUGACAGCCAUCAUUUCAGGCCUUCUAGCCGUAGUAUAUAGAUACUACUGUAUCUGGGAGAAUAAGAAACGUGAUGAAGCCGGCAUGCUAGAAGGAUUCGACAAUGCUUACGACGAUGAUUUGACCGAUAAGAAGAACCCCCAGUUCAGGUAUAUCUUGUAG